Oryza sativa Japonica Group (Japanese rice) is the source of this 1536-nucleotide messenger RNA. Its product is annotated as kinetochore protein SPC25 homolog. The record is from RefSeq and is a predicted model, not a curated record. Gene Ontology annotation, biological process: chromosome segregation. NCBI's taxonomy places the organism in Eukaryota, Viridiplantae, Streptophyta, Magnoliopsida, Poales, Poaceae. Gene Ontology annotation, cellular component: Ndc80 complex.
ACGCCAAAUUUUUUUGAAGUGGUUCGGCUCCACCCACCCACCCCCAACGGCCACCAGCAACGCCGCUCCCGUCUCCGGCUCCGGCGGCUUCACCAUGGAAGGCGGCGGCGGCGGAGGAGGAGGAGCCAUCGAGUUGCGCAGGAGGAUGGCGGCGCAGUGUUUGGCGUUCGAGCGGCAGAUCGCCGACGGCCGCGAGCGCACCAAGGCAGCGGCCUCCGCAUUCAGCGCCGCCCUCCUCUCCGCCCGCUCCCUCUCCAACCACACCAUUUCCCAGCGAGAAAAAUCCAACCAACUAAAGGAUCAGCUGCGCAAACUUGAAGCAGAUUUUGCACAAGCUCUGUCCAUCCAAGGUAGCAACAAGACAAAGUAUGACCUUACUGGUCAAUCCAUUACGAACGCAAUUGCAACUAAUGAUCAGCUCAGCUGUUUGGUCACUGAUAAGAGGGCCAGUAGAGAUGAAUAUGCAAAUGUCAUAUCAAGUCAACUUGAAGCUAUUGAAGCCCUUGAAGCUAAAACUGACGCAGCAGGGAAAAAGAACCUAGAUGAAGCUUUUAUGUGGUACAAAAAGUUUCUUGGUUUUCAAGUUGUUGGUGGUGAAGGGGUGAAAUUUGUCUUCAGCAAAAUUGACAUUCAAAACCCUGACAAUGAAUAUUCGUUUUGCAUAAAGCUCAACAAAGAUAGAUACAACCUACUUCAAUGUACUCCAUUUCUGAAAGAUUCUGAAGAAUUGGUGAAGGAUCUAAACUGCAGUAAUGAUCUAUUCAAGUUUGUGAGAAUCAUGAGAGAGAGGUUCCAGGCUGCUGCAAUCAACGGGUUUCUUCCUGCUAGCUCAUUAUGCCCAGACAUGUCGUCAUCCAUAACAGAUUCAUCACCACCGGCUUUAUCAAUUGAUACUGGACGUGAAAGUACCACUACCACCAGCCAAAGUCACUCUCGAAGUCGGGCGAAAAAUCAAGAUAAUCCUACUAAAAGAGGAGCCCGUCCUAGUAAUUUGCUAUCUAGCACUCGUCGAUCUCCACGUGUUGCGGCUGCAGAUGCAACUAAUAGGUACUAGGCACAGUCUAAGAGCCACUUGGGUUGCACGAGCUAUUGCUGAUAUUUGUGUACAAUUUGAUGCAAUAUGGAUGUAUCGCGUUUCAUGUAGUCACUGUAGGAAUGAGAUUGAGUUUAGAUGGCUAUGGUGGAGUGAUUUCACGCGUGAAGAAGCUGAACUUGCAAACACAGGCUAUAUUCUGUGCAUACGCGGGGAGAUCCAUCUCGAACUCCCCAUUAUUCAUCUUUGACUAUGACACGUUGAUCUCUCCACCUGACAGUGAUAAAACUGUACAGUACGUAUUAUCUCCAUUUGUCCUUUGCAAUAGAGCUUAUCAUGUGUCAAAUAAAAUCGUUGUGUAUCCAAUGCUUUUGAGUAGGGAUGUAUUCAUUUGUAUAGGUAAUUCUGAUAUGCUAUCUACUGAAGAAUGUUCACUAUGUUGGCACACCACAUGUUGUAUCAUAACUCUCUGCAGUUUAACAGUUGAUGCUUGCUUGCACAGA